Molecule: messenger RNA, 2296 nt
Organism: Nasonia vitripennis (jewel wasp)
Lineage: Eukaryota; Metazoa; Arthropoda; Insecta; Hymenoptera; Pteromalidae
Exons: 2
Coding region: 601-1914 (437 amino acids)
Source: RefSeq, a predicted model, not a curated record
UUUUUUCACUGUACAACUAUAUAUCGAGCACUGUAUAGGCGUAUAGCAUGUAAUGCAGAGUGUGCGAGAAAGAGAGAACGUGCGAAAACGCACACACGUAUGCCUCCCCACCCUAUACGGUGUAUGCGUGAGAGCCGCGCUAUAUAUUUUACACGCGAAGAGACGCUGCGCGAGUUGGGUGCGCGAGAGAUACUCACGCACUUGUGCAACAAGUUUUUAGAGAAAUAAGUAGGUGCUCACUCGAGAGCUGGAGCUGUAAUCUAACUAAUAGUCAUUGAUAAACCACGUUUGAACAAGUUAUCAAAAAUUGGAAAUGCAGGGCAGAUAGAAAACAAUCAUAAGGACGUUUAUACAUGCCCAAAGUAAACGAUAUUCCUAUACGAGCAUCACAAGCGGUUGGAGGGGAAAUUCCAACUUGAGCGGUAUUUUACGCUUCGCUGUACACUGCCAUGUUCUGCGUGUAUAAAUGCGAAUUUGGCAGCGAUGCACCAUUGUGUGAGUAGGUAACAGCGGCGAAGAAAGUAUAUAUAAGCCGACAGUGCUCCAGAAGGUCAUCGAUACAUUUUACGGGGACGGACCGGUAAAAAGCUAAAACUCACAAUGUCAAAACGAAACUUCGCCUUCGCCUUCGUCAUCUUCUGUGCCAUCAUAAUCUACAUAAAGAUCCAAUUCAAAUCCGGUGAAAAGGUCUCGUUCAGCAAGCAAUGGAUAACCGAGUACCUCACCGCCAAGCCAAACGUUGUCGCGAUCAAAGACCGUAUUUUAUACGUCGAUCUGGGCGAAGGGGCUGUUCACUUGAAGAACAGAGACGGCGUUGAAAUGGACACUUGCAAUAUCACUCUUCCCACCGAUUGGUCCGUCGCUCACCACAAAUCCAUAGCUUUGGGCAACGGCAAGAUAAUCAUCGCGACAGAACUGACAAAUCGUUUGGAGUCAUCUAAGAAGUCCUACUCGGACUUUUUCAUCGUCGUCGACUCGCUCAACUGCUCGGGUACCAAAACUCUGACAGUCAACGCUAGCGAGAGUUACGAGGGCGAGAAAUGGGAGUAUCGAUUGAUAGACGUGGUGCCUUAUCACGACAGCUUCGAUAUCUUCUACUUCAAGUAUAACAAGCGCAUGGACGAGACCGGCGGUGAGAUGAUCACAACACCCUUGCGGUUUAGCGACGAAGCCGAGCGAAUUCAUCUGUACCAUAAUUUCAAGGUCGAAACUAACCCGAUACAGUUCCACAUUCAGACCGUGAAACCGUUCGACCCGUCCGACGGCUACGUCUACACGCUGAUCCAAGACGCGAAAGAUCACAGCUACAGCGUCCAGAAGUUGUUGAGGCGCCUGGACUCGAGUUUCCAGCUGAUCGAGGAGACGGAAAUCAAGCCGUCGGCCUUCAAAAACGAACUGGCCAUGUCGGUGUCUCAGGACAACGUCAGCCUCUGCUACGUCAACCACGCAAGCGUCGACUCGGAAGGCGCUUGGACUUUCAAGACACCCACUGUGAUGUGCAAUUUCUUCGACGUCGAGGAUCUGAAACCUCGAGCCACGGUCAGCUUGCAAGCGCCUAAAUUUCGCAUCGAAGAGAGGAAGUUAGAGGUGGUGAGCCUACCCGACGGUGGAGCCGUCGUCGCUCUCGCUUUUCAACUCUACAUCAAAUUCGGAGAUCCCGCGGACAAGGGCUACACGACGAAGUACUACCUGCAGCGCAUCAACGCCGAUGGAAGCGUAGAAGAGCCUGUACACGUGGGCACCUACACGGCCAUCUCGAACGAGAUGAGCUUGGUGUCGCUGGGUGGCGGUGAGGUUUGCUUGAUCGUUGUUAGUCACUUGCAGCGGCCGAUUUAUCGUACGAUGAGAAUCCGGAGCAUGAUCAGCGGCAUGUGUCUGCAUGUGCGGACGAAAAAGAGAAGUGGACUGUGGUGAACGCUAUUGCGUGGAUUUAGACUCGUUGAUUGUGCGCGGUGAUACGAUUUUAGCUUGACUGUUAAACUACAGCGGUGACUGUAUAAUUUCAGUAGCUUGAUGUUGUGUCUAUAAUUAAGAGCGGCUUUGAAAAUUGUUUGUAACAAAGUUGAGUUGAUUGUCAGUCAAAUUAUACGGUAUAACCAGACGUCGGAGAAGAUUUAUACGCUAUGUGUAACUAAUAAUUUGUAUCAAUUAUGUAAAUUUGAUAAUCAAUAUUCAAUUAGUUCUGAACCUCGAAUUUUAUUUACUGUGCGUUUUAUGAAAAUUGUUCAAUGUUUAUUUGCUAUACACACUGAAUAAUAAAUACAAAUAAAAAUUAAUGAAGCAAUGUUAUAACAUA